ACGGGGUGACAAACAUUGGACAGGGGAAACAAACAAAAAUCAAUCAUGAAGGUCCAACUACUUCUUAAAUGUUUAGUUUCACCCAAGCUAUUUACUUUUUGGUUAGAAAUUUUUGGUUGAAAUAGUCAUAACCCUGUUGCUGCUUACCAUUGCGUGAGUGGCACCUUUCUACAAAGCGCGAGACGUUCACGAGUGAAAAGUAGGGGCCUAAGUAAACCUCUCUCUCCAUCCAGAUUUACCAUACGAUAAUAGGUUGGAUUACAAAAAAUAAAGAAACAUUCUCCAUUUAACAAGUUGUCAUACGUGGCAGACUAGGACGAUUCUGUUUAAGUUAAACUUGUUCAAAAUCGAAGCUUUCUACCACAAACGUUAUCCUGUGCUGCCUGUCUUAAUUCAGCUAACCUUAGCUAGCUAGCUAAGUUAGUUAAGUUACGGAAGUCACCAAAAAGAAAGGACAUAUUCUGCCUUCCAGUGUGUGGCAUGGCUGUGUAUGGUGGAGUAAGACAAAGGGAUGCAGGACCAGGGGGAUGCAUACCCAGCCUAUCUGAUGAUGAGGAGGAGUUGUCAUCUGAGAUCUACUUAAGUGUGCUGGUCCAUAACGGAAAGUUGGGCCUCAGUUUCUAUGACAGCAGAGACUACACCCUGCACUAUAUGCCGGACACUGUGGACAACAGUGACCUUCUGCUUCUUGACAAAGUGGUGCAGGAGGUCUGUCCGAGUGUCCUCAUCACCAGUGCCAAGCAAGAGCACAGCAUGGCUCAAUUCAUCAAGACAGUCAGUGCAAGCUCUGACUACAAGCCUGAGAUUGUCCUGUAUCCCAAUGUUGAUUUUGGACUGGAGGUGAGCAAGCAGAGGCUACUCUCAGCCCACCUUCCCUCUCUCCCUCCCUCCAUCACAGAGAAAGAGAGACUUCCUUAUCUGUCCUCUUGCCUCCCCUUUGACUGCACCCUUAUGCUGCGGUCUGUAGGUGCUCUGCUGAAAUGUUUGGACAGGAGAAGAGUUGGGGUGGAGCUGGAGGACAACAGUGUUGGAGUUCCUAUUUUUCAGUUCCAGAUCUACACAUUGAAAGAUGUGGUGCACGUGGACAGAGACACUUACAGUGUGCUCCAGAUAUUUAAAUCCGAGCCACAUCCAUCUGUGUACAAGCUGCAGUCUGGGGAGAAGGAGGGACUCAGUCUUUAUGGCAUAUUAAAUCUCUGCAAGUGCAAAUUUGGAUCGAAACUUCUUCGUCAGUGGUUCCUUCGGCCCACCAGAGACCUGACUGUGCUGAGCAGGAGACAGGAAGUGGUGCGUUUCUUCACUUCUCCACGGAACUCUGACGCUCUCCACACCCUGCAGGGCUGUCUCCGGAACGUCAGGAGCAUUCCGACCCUGCUACACCGGAUGUCUCUCUCUCACACCAAAAUCAGUGACUGGCAGUGUCUCUAUAAGACCGUGUACAGUGCAGUGUGCAUCAGAGACACAGUACGCUCUCUGCCUCAGUCUGUCCAGCUGUUUCAGGAGAUCAGCGACACUUUCACGGACGAUCUGUUCUACAUCGCCUCUCUCAUUAGCAAAGUGGUGGACUUUGAAGGCAGUUUGGCAGAAAAUCGCUUCACCAUCAAACCCAAUGUAGACCCCGCCAUUGAUGAAAAAAAGAGAAGGAUGAUGGGAUUGUCAGACUUCCUGACUGAUGUGGCUCGUAAAGAGCUGGAGAAUCUGGACCCCAGGAUCCCCUCCUGCUGUGUCAUCUACAUCCCUCUGAUAGGGUUCUUGCUGUCAGUUCCACGCUUGCCUUGCAUGGUUCAGAAGGAAGACUUUGAGAUCGAGGGCCUUGAUUUCAUGUUCCUUUCAGAGGAGCGACUGCACUACCGCAGCCAGAGGACCAAGGAGCUGGACGACAUGCUGGGGGACCUGCACUGCGACAUCAGAGACAUGGAGACGGCGGUGAUGACGCAGCUGCAGGCGGCGGUGCUGCAGCGCGGCGGGGUCCUGUACGCGGUGCUGCGGCUGGCCGCCGAGCUGGACUGCCUGAUGGCCCUGGCACAGGCCUCCCAGGAGCACGGCUACUGCUCCCCCGCGCUGUGCCCCCGCGGCCGGCUGUCCCUCACCCAGGCCAGGCACCCCCUGCUGGAGCUCUGCUCCCCCGUGUUUGUGGCCAAUCCGCUGCUGAGCUCCGAGACCGAGGGGAAGGUGAAAGUCCUGACCGGGCCCAACUCCUCAGGAAAGAGCAUCUACCUGAAACAGGUGGGUCUGAUCGUUUUCAUGGCUCUGAUUGGCUCUGAUGUGCCAGCGAAGGAGGCAGAGAUAGGCUUGAUUGACAGCAUCUUCACCCGCAUGCAUAGUCGAGAGUCUGUGUCACUGGGACUGAGCACCUUCAUGAUCGAUUUAAACCAGAUGGCCUACGCUUUAAAUAACUGCACUGGAAACUCCCUGGUCCUAAUCGAUGAGUUUGGCAAAGGGACCAACACAGUAGACGGCCUGUCUCUCCUGGCCUCCUGCCUCAGGCACUGGGUGAAGAAGGCCCCAGCGCAGUGUCCUCACAUCCUGCUGGCCACCAACUUCCACAGCCUGCUGCAGCUGGGCCUGCUGCCUCCCUCGCCCCUGCUCUCUCUGCUGACACUGGAGACAGCAGUAGAUGGUGACGAGUUGGUCUUCCUGUACCAGCUGAGAGAAGGCGUGUGCCAGUCCAGCUUUGCUGCUAACAUCGCUACUCUGGCCGGCCUGCCCCAGGCUGUGGUGCACAGAGGGGUGGAGGUAUCAGAGCUGUACAGAGCAGGCAAAGCCAUUAAGCGCAUUGACCAGCCCUCUACGGAGGAGCACACAGGCAGGUGUUUGAAGGUAGUAGAGAAGUUCCUCAGCCUGGACCUGGAUGACUCCUCUGUGGACCUGCAGCUCUACAUGAAGAAGGAGCUACUGCCCUCUGUAGGAGAGUUACUGUAGUGCUAUUCCCUGAGCACACUGUAUUCACUCCAUGUGGUCGGUGGUUCCAAGCCCGCGGACGCCCACUCGAUGGUGCUGUGCUUGUGUUGCUGGCUGGUUGUGAGGCAGGGCUUUGUGCUACUAUGUGCACAUGAUGAAUUUAAAUCACGAGUGGUCAUCUGAUCUCAAACUCCCACUAUCCAGUACUGAAUACAAGAUUGUCCUUCAAAAUAUUAACACAUAUGACUGAUCAGUUAGUUGGUCAAACCAUAGGUGUAUUGAUGCAAAGAAAUUGCAUGAAACACAUUAAACCGGUUGGUUGGUUUGUUCUUCCAAUGUACGGCUGAUAUUGUACAACUUUUGAAUUUUUCCGUUUUUUACAAUUUUGUUAUAUUGUUGUUAUGAUGUCUAAGUCCCAUCAAAAUGUGUGUUUAGGAACUUAGGAAUUUAGCUUUUAAUUUGGUUGAUUUUGUUCAUUUUCAUUUAAUACACAGGUGGGAUGUGUUACAGGCUGUUCAAACUAAAAUGUGAGACCUGACAACCCCUGGCCUUCAGCUGCAGAAUGCUAUGCAGCUAGCCUGUGCUCGGUGGGAGAAAGCACAUUUGAUUAGGCCUGUCUGUGUUAUUAUUACACCCAUUAACAGAGCAAUGGUGGUUGGCUAAUUUGCAUCUUUGCCAUUGUGAUCCAUUAAAACUAUCCCAAUUGGAUUUAUUGGGUUAUUUUGGACAUUAAAAUGAGAUUUAAA
Anguilla rostrata (American eel) is the source of this 3647-nucleotide messenger RNA. RefSeq names its product mutS homolog 5 (gene msh5). Gene Ontology annotation, molecular function: ATP-dependent DNA damage sensor activity; mismatched DNA binding; ATP binding. Lineage: Eukaryota; Metazoa; Chordata; Actinopteri; Anguilliformes; Anguillidae. Gene Ontology annotation, biological process: mismatch repair; chiasma assembly. Bases 481 to 2922 code for a protein of 813 amino acids. Gene Ontology annotation, cellular component: nucleus. The record is from RefSeq and is a predicted model, not a curated record. The transcript has 25 exons.